Molecule: messenger RNA, 2133 nt
Organism: Cuscuta campestris
Lineage: Eukaryota; Viridiplantae; Streptophyta; Magnoliopsida; Solanales; Convolvulaceae
Source: the annotation of a GenBank genome assembly
CACACAGAGUUCUUCUUCUUCUUCCUGCACUGGCCAACGAGAAAAGCAGAAACUUAAUCCCAUCUGCGAUCAAGUUAAACAUCUGUAAUCACGAUCACCAUCGCAUCUCUUCAAACUUAGGGUUCAGCCAUCUACAAUCAGCUUUCCGCCACUCCUUUCUGGAUCCACAAUUGGCCAUCGCAUCUCUUCAAACCUAGGGUUUCAAACUAUUUUCAUUUAAACCAGGGGGCAUCAAGAUCAUUUCCAAUGCUCUCGUAUCAGAGACAGUGAUACCAAGAAGGCAUCUGGGAUCGAGCAAAGAAGAUAUCAAUGUCGAAAUCCAUUUUGGGGGGAGAUGAAGAGCAGCAAGAUAACAUUUUGGACAAUCAAGAAGGUCUCUGCGCUAUAUCUCCUCUGCAGAGAGUAUAUGGGUUCGCUGCUUGUAUGGUCUCUGGGGUAGUUUGUAUGUUCUUGUGUUUUAUUGUUUUCGCAAAGCCCAUCAAGUUUGGUCUUCUGUUCACAUUUGGCAACCUGUUGGCAGUUGGAAGUCAGCGCGAGUUGCUUAGCUCUCAUGGGUUUACUAAGAAUCAGCUCUGGAAAUACCCAUCAAUGGUUAAAAUGGCAGAGCUUAUGGGACAUACCUCUCGAGUUCUUUUUAUGGCUCAGAGCCCAGAUGGUUGCACUGUUGCAUCUGCUGCAGGUGAUGAAAUACUAAGAUUCUGGAAUGUUUUUGGAACCCCUGAAGUCAAAAAACAGGUUCCCAAGUCUAACCUGGAGCUGUUCGCUCAUGUUAACCGAAUCCGUUGAUGCCCGAUUUACUAUAUGCUUGAUGUAAUCUCGGGUAUAGAUUCCUCCAUUACUUUUUCAAGAUCUUACUUUUUCACAGUGAGUGCCCAUGCAUUGUGGCAUUCAAUAUUUUACAGAUUACUUUGGUCAUUCCUGGUUUUAUAUAUUGGAGCAUUCUCACUAUAUUAUGUUAUACAUUCUGUGUUUCUAAUUGUUUUAGUGCUAUUGGAGGCUUUCAAGACAAGGGGUUCAAGCAUUUGUUUGGCACUUCUCAAAAGUGAAAGUUGAAUGGGAAGGGGAGGGGAUGGAAUGCUUAGGAUAUUGGUCUAUCUCUGAUGAGGUAAAUCAACCAUUUAUUUCCAACAAAACUUGGGAUACAUUGAUCAAUCUUUGAUUCCAGUUACACCAAAUCAUUUACUUCUAACAGAACUGGUCCAUCUCUUAUAUCCUAUUUGCUUCUGACCUUUGCUCGAUCGCUAGUUCAGAUAAUGCUAUGGCUAAAACGAUAGUGAUGCAAGUGGGCUGACAGUAGAGUAGUGGAGGAUGAAGAUAUGGCUGAAAAUGAGGUGCACAUACGGCGUAGCAAACGUGACAGGAAGGCUCUGGUUUAGCAAGAUGAUUAUGAUAUUUAUUACUAGUUUAUAGUUUUUAUAUUGUGUAAUUAAUAAUUAAAUGAGCGUAAUUAAGAGCUCCUUUCCCAAAUCAUAGAGUUGCUGGAACCCCCCUGACUCGGAUGGGCAUUUUAGUCCAAGCAAAUUACAACGACUCUUUUUUGCCAAACGGCGUCAAUAAAACCCUAGAACAGUUUGAAGCGAACCAUUCUCAAUCCCCUUCCAUUCUCUGCUCUCUCUCGCUCUCGCUCGCUUCAUUGAAUCUGUUCUCAAUCGAUCUCCCAAAGGCUCUCGAUCUUCGAUCUUGAUACUUUGAAUCUCUGUCGUUCUUUAUUCUACAUUCAAUUUUGAUUAAUUUUGUUGAUCCCUUAACGGUCUAAUAUUGUUUUUGCAGGCCCUUUUCUUUCCGAAUAUAUAUUUCUGUUUACAGCUGUUGUUUUUCGCUUCUUUUUGUUUGUGUGUUAUUAACGUGAUGGAUGCAGGAUUAAGAAACUCUAUGGCAUCGAACAUGACUGGAUCAGUCGUUUUCCUCAUCAGGAGCAGUAUCGUCAGAGAAAAAGCUCCCAUGAAAAUUGGGACAGGUUCAUUCCUAAUAGAUCUGCAAUGGAUUUUGACUAUGCACAUUUUAUGGUGACCGAAGGAUGUAAAGCUAAAGAGAUUCCGGCCAGUUCACCUUCAAGAGAAGCAUACCGAAAGCAGCUUGCGGAGAUCUUUAACAUGAACCGGAGGAUCCUUGCUUUUAAGAACAAACCACCCA